Molecule: messenger RNA, 1877 nt
Organism: Pocillopora meandrina
Lineage: Eukaryota; Metazoa; Cnidaria; Anthozoa; Scleractinia; Pocilloporidae
Source: the annotation of a GenBank genome assembly
AUGGUAAAGAGAGCAAUAGUAAGAAGAUUUCCCGUAAUAAUGAUGGCAGAUGAAACUGUAAAGGCACAACACCACACAAUGGCUUCUCGUUUAGACAGAACAGUGUUUAAUGGCGUAAGUGCCGACGAUGCGUUGUUCGAAAGGUUUUUCAUCUCCGAUUUUUCGCCGGUUUUCACGAAAUUCGCUCCAUACUUCAGUGAACCAGCUCUGUGGUCGCCUGUUAUGACUUGAUCACGUAGCGGAAGACUUAACGAACACGUAUGAUGAUGGAAUAUGGAAGUCUGUUGGUUGACUCAAAUGCAGUAUCUAUUACUGUUGACGGAACUAACUACACAGUACUGUGUAGUAUAAAUGAACCACUCCAUAAGUACAUUGCAUUAAUUUGCUAAAUUUCGCUGAUACGCUUCCGAGUUAAGAUUAAAACUGAUUAUCAGAAAGAUAUGGAAUGGGAACCGUUUACCAUAACUUACCCUAAGAUUGACAAGAUAUAUACAAUUUCGUAAAAUUAAAAAUUCGCAAUUACAAUAUUUGUUUUGUCCUAAUUUUCUGUGGAACUGAAGGAUGUCUUAAUUGUUAAUACUUAUCGAAAAGCUUCUGUUUGGCCAGAUCUCCAAACAAAUCCGUCAGUUUGACAUUUUUGCUGUCCAUAUCAGCUAAUUUGUGCAAAUUAAAGACUUAGAUCUCCUGUUUGGAGUCCUCUAAGCUUAGAUCCGUUAAGGUGAUUUGCGUUUUAAUCGUAAAAGAGGAUGAUGUUUAGUCCCACGAAACUGUUUCAAGUGGUUUUUUUUCAACAGGAUAAAAACUGAUCCAUGUAAUUAUGGAGCGUUAUUAGGGUCAAAUUUAGAAAACAAAUUAUGUUAUGGUGUUUGAUAUUUCAUUCGGCCGAACUACAGAAUUAUGUUCCAGCGUUGCAUGGAAUUAUGUUCGGCUCUUUUAACUUGUGUUGGGAGUAUUUCACUUAUAACUAGGCUGGCAGUUUUUUUGAGUUUAUUCCGAUUUUGUUCGGCUCCUCCGAAUUAUGUUCGGAACGCGGCUACUCGAAUUAUGUUCGGCAAGUAGACUGGUAGCCUCGCGAUAAGAAAUUCACGAGGAGUCCCGGGGCGAGAAACAUUUCCCGCGCUCUCUAUAAUUUAUUCUAAUUAUUACCAGUGUUCGUGUACUGUUCUGUCGAACAUGGCGGACAACAAACGUGGAAGAGGAAACCAGAAAAAAAAACCAAGAAAAUCGAAACGAAUGCAAAAGUGCUAAAGCAAUUAAACUUCUACGGGAAGUUACCUCGCUUCUCAGUGAGGGUGAUAGCGAACCAUAUCAACCGGCAGCUGAACAGAUUAGUCAAGCAAAUGUUUCUGGAAUCCGAGUGCAAGACAGAAUCUAUUGAUAUUGUAAACAAGGGCGUGAGCGGUGAAACCACUGACGAAAUGAACGCUCGACUUCCUGAGGUUUUGGACGAGGGUGGCCCGUUCGACAUAGUGAUCAUCCUGGGAGGCACAAACAACCUCGGCAUGCGUCUUGAUGAGGACGGAGAGCCUUUAUUCAGUCGUUUGAGAUCGCUGCACGAGCUAGCUCUUCGGCAUUCUCCUCUAUCAGUGGCUGUGACUGUCCCGGAAACCGGUUACGAAACUAUGGAUGGGUACACUGUCGUCAGAGAGAAACGAUUGCAAGUGAACGCGCUUUUAAAGAAUUUUGUACAACAAUGUGGAAGUAAAAUGCUUGUCUCCGACCUGGCUACAAAGUUACCGCGGGAAUCGCUGAGUGAUGAGGAUCGUAGAACACUUUGGGCAGAUCAUCUUCAUUUUUCUCCAGUGGGAUACGAUAGAAUGGGUGAAAUAAUAUUUGAGGAUAUAAGGCAUUGCCUUUCUAAAAUUUUGAACGCAUGA